Paramecium tetraurelia is the source of this 1068-nucleotide messenger RNA. RefSeq lists its product as uncharacterized. The record is from RefSeq and is a predicted model, not a curated record. Lineage: Eukaryota; Ciliophora; Oligohymenophorea; Peniculida; Parameciidae. The transcript is spliced from 2 exons.
AUGGAUCAAUACUAAAAUACCUUUUAGAUGUUAGGACAGAACAUGUUUUCCAAAGCUCCACCUAGUGGAUAUGGUGUUGGGUAUCAUCCUCUGAUUUAAGCGCAUUCAAAUAAAUAGAAGUUUGAUUAACUGAUAUAGUUAAUGUAAUAAUAGGAGCAGACAGUUAGUGAUUAUAAUACGAGAAUGAAGGAGAAAGAGGAUCAACUAUUGUAUUUAGAAUAGCAAUCUAUGCAAUUAUAAAGGGAUUUGAUUCAGAAAGACAAGCAGAGGAAUGAACAUAACCAAAUAUAUUACAAAAACUAUUAACCUACUUUCAAUGUUUAAAACACAACGCCGAUGGAGUCGUUAUAAACCGAUCAAUAAUAAGUUUAGAACAUAAAAUUAAACAAGUCUAUGUAGGCUGGAGAUUAUCCAGAAAUAUAGCCUUAGCAAAUGCAAAGGAAGGCAUCGAUUCAAAGUAAGUAGAAUUAGACGAGACCCUAGUCUACUGCAAUUCAAGGGAACUAGAAAUUGCUGAAUAUGCAGAAACAAAUAGAAGAGCAAAAUCAAUAUAUUUAAUAACUGUCUACUUUGGUGGGGAGUAGGAAACCAGUAUUUGAAGCAGAGAAGGAUGACAGUUUGGCAUAAUUAUUGUACGAGAGAGACGACUUGUAAAAAUAGCAUAUUUUGAAUGAAAUCAAGUCAUUGAAAUAGAGAAUAGAUGACUUUGAUCACUCAAGACAACAAAUGAUAUAAUAAUAGUAUGGAUUAAUGCCUUAAUAGCAACUAUUACAGUAAUAGGGCAUGAUGCAAAUGUAGAAUCCUUUUGGAAUGUUCCCUCCGAUGUAUCCUCCUAAUAUGCAAUAAUAACAAUAAUAAUAAUAGAGUGAGGAAUCUGAUGACAAUGAUUUGAACAAUGAAAUUUUGAUGAAGUUGAUUGACCAAUAAAAUAGAUAAAAAAAGAGGGGAACUAGAAACAGACAGAACAGUCGUGAUAACAAGGAUAAAAAUUAGAAAAGGGAUAGGAGACAUACGCAAAAGAAGAAAUAAUAAGAUGAUGAUGACAAUAAUGGUGGAGAUGGUGAUUGA